AUGUCAACCUCUACUCCCCCACAGGAGCUCAAGGAUGAGCUUAAGGUAGUUGAGGCCAAGGCCGUGAACCAAACAGUAGUGCAGUUGCGCUCUCUUGCAGCUGGAGCUGUGGGUGGACUCUGUGCGGUCAUUGUGGGACAUCCCUUUGAUCUUGUCAAAGUCCGUCUUCAGACGGCGGAGAAGGGUGUUUACUCAGGCGCUAUGGAUGUCGUGCGGAAGACAGUAGCCCGUGAAGGAUUGGCUCGGGGAUUGUAUGCUGGUGUGUCGGCCCCGCUUGUGGGCGUCACUCCGAUGUUUGCUGUCAGCUUCUGGGGUUAUGAUGUGGGCAAAACUUUGGUAGAAAAAUGGUCGACUGUGCCAGUGCGAAACAACACGCCGCAAUACUCCAUUUCUCAAAUUUCUGCUGCUGGAUUCUUCUCAGCUAUCCCAAUGACCCUGAUCACGGCCCCCUUCGAACGAGUGAAGGUGCUCUUGCAGAUCCAGGGUCAGAACCCUCCACCCCCAGGCCAGAAGCCCAAAUACUCGGGUGGCAUGGACGUGGUGCGCCAGCUUUAUAAAGAGGGCGGUGUUCGCAGUGUGUUCCGUGGCAGCGCCAUGACUCUUGCCCGUGACGGUCCCGGCUCGGCAGCCUAUUUCGCUGCUUAUGAAUACAUCAAGCGGAGUCUUACCCCGAAAGAUGAAGAGGGAAACAUCACCGGUCAACUCUCUCUGUCUGCCAUUGUAGCUGCCGGUGGUGCUGCCGGUGUUGCUAUGUGGAUCCCCGUCUUCCCAAUUGAUACCAUCAAGUCCCGUCUUCAGAGUGCUCCUGGUAAGCCUACUAUUGGCGGAACUAUCAGAACCGUCUAUGCCAGCGGUGGUCUCAAGGCCUUCUUCCCUGGCUUUGGACCGGCACUCGCUCGUGCGAUUCCUGCAAACGCAGCAACCUUCCUUGGUGUUGAGCUGGCUCACAAGUUUAUGGUGAAGACGUUUGACGAAUAA
Molecule: messenger RNA, 978 nt
Organism: Penicillium taxi
Lineage: Eukaryota; Fungi; Ascomycota; Eurotiomycetes; Eurotiales; Aspergillaceae
Product: carnitine:acyl carnitine antiporter
Exons: 5
Coding region: 1-978 (325 amino acids)
Biological process (GO): carnitine transmembrane transport; mitochondrial transport
Cellular component (GO): mitochondrial envelope
Molecular function (GO): O-acyl-L-carnitine transmembrane transporter activity
Source: RefSeq, a predicted model, not a curated record